This is a messenger RNA of Tuber aestivum (summer truffle), 889 nucleotides long. The record is from the annotation of a GenBank genome assembly. Lineage: Eukaryota; Fungi; Ascomycota; Pezizomycetes; Pezizales; Tuberaceae.
UCGCCUACUUUUUAGGCAUGGCAGUGACCAAGUGUAGGAGGCAAUGUUUAGUACUUUAAAAAUUCAUUGCUUUUUCCGGAUCAGAGACCUAUGGAUCGUUUACCAUCGCAUACUCUGGUGGUCCCCGCGCUCGUGGUGAUAAGGUGGAUUUUUCAUUUUCGGGUUGCGUUUGGCAGCAAUGAAAUAUUUAGGUUUCAAUUGGUAUACCCUUGCACGAUCGGGGUUUGGGGUGUCCUCGCGGUCGCAUUCGUAAAGCUAGAGUUCGACUGGAGGUUUGAAGGAUGGAUGGUGGACUUGACAGAACGCUGCUGGUAUGAUAUCAUACCUGAGGAAAGUAUCGUAGCUGCCCUUGAUCAAUUGGAUGAUUCGAAAACCGGCGAUUGUGGAGUGGUAAAGAAAGUUGCGAUUAUGGGGCACAGUACUAGGUGGGGGGAGAUUGUUCGUGGAUCCGAUAUCGUGCUGCCCAAGGCUGCUAAAAUUGUAAAAUAUCGAUGAUGCUCCAGCGGAGCGUCCUUCGAGCUGUAAAAACAAGCUGGAAAGAUUUGUCGGGUUCGUUGGGUAACCCGGGCUGAGCCCGCCCGAACCCGACCCAACCAACAGAGAACCCGGGUUAGUCUGACCGGACUAUUGGAAGGCUUGAUGAGCAGCCCGAGACACGCGAGGCCGCUAAGUAAGCGCGGGAUUAGACAAGGUUUCGAGCGUAGCCUCUAUUUCACACUCCUACUACUCCGCUCUCUCCAUACGUGUAGUGUCUUCUGGCCCCAAAAGCAUCGUUGUAAUUUCAGGCAUCCUUCCAAGCGCUAUUCCGUGUAAGGGAGCGUUGCCGGCGGAGUUGGGCAGGUUGACAUCAACAGUCUCAUGCUCCGGAGAGCUCUAACAGUAGAAACCG